AUGGACGAUGCUGCUGUGCUUAAGAAAAAGGGUUAUAUUUUGGGGAGCACCUUGGGCGAGAGCUCCUUCGCCAAAGUGAAGUCGGCGUACUCGGAGCGGCUGAAAAUCAACGUGGCGGUGAAGAUCACUGACCGGAGGAAAGUGCCCAACGAGUUCUUGGAGAAAUUUCUCCCUCGGGAGCUGGAGAUCUUGUCGACCGUGAACCACUGCUCCAUCAUCAAGAUCUACGAGAUCUUCGAGACGGCCGGGAAAGUCUACAUCGUGAUGGAACUUGGCAUCCAGGGGGAUUUACUGGAGUUUAUUAAGAGCAACCGCGGACUGCCGGAAGAAGUGGCAUGCCGGAUGUUCCGUCAGCUCUGCUGUGCGGUCAAAUACUGCCACGAUUUAGACGUGGUCCACCGUGACCUGAAAUGUGACAAUAUCCUCCUUGACAAGGACAUGAACGUCAAACUGUCAGAUUUCGGCUUUUCCAAGCGCUGUUUCCGAGAUGGGAACGGUAAGAUCGUCCCCAGCGAGACCUUUUGCGGCUCGGCAGCAUACGCCGCUCCGGAGGUGAUCCAGGGGAUUCCUUACCACCCCAAAGUUUACGACAUGUGGAGCCUAGGGGUGAUCCUGUACGUCAUGGUAUCUGGAUUCAUGCCGUACGACGACUCGAACGUUAAACGGAUGCUCCGCCUGCAGAAGGAACACCGGAUCCUUUUUCCUGAGUUUCUGAGCCUGGAAUGCAAAGAUCUGAUCUUCCACAUGCUACAGCCGGACGUUUCUCACCGGCUACGGGUGGAAGAGGUUCUAAACCACCCUUGGGUGCAAGGCAAGCACCUGAAGUCCUUCAAAUUGCGAGAUUAGUAGCCAGAUGGUAAAUUGCAAACCUAAAAUGUUAUCCGGAAUACUUAUUGCUUUGCAGAAAUGCAGUAAACCUGAAAAAAAAAAUCUUUUCCUUCAAGCAGCCCUUGGCCAGUGUUCUUUCCUUAUUACAUCCUCCUCCCCUUUUUUUUAAGGCGUGCAGGUCAUCCUGGAAUUACGACCAUCUGCUUAGUGACCGUUCCAAAGUGACGACAGGCCUGAA
Molecule: messenger RNA, 1066 nt
Organism: Thamnophis elegans (Western terrestrial garter snake)
Lineage: Eukaryota; Metazoa; Chordata; Lepidosauria; Squamata; Natricidae
Product: testis-specific serine/threonine-protein kinase 2-like
Exons: 1
Coding region: 1-846 (281 amino acids)
Biological process (GO): protein phosphorylation; microtubule cytoskeleton organization; intracellular signal transduction
Cellular component (GO): cytoplasm
Molecular function (GO): ATP binding; protein serine/threonine kinase activity; tau-protein kinase activity
Source: RefSeq, a predicted model, not a curated record